GUCUGUCUCCAGCCAGCUGAGCUGAUCCCCCGGAAGACACGCACAUUAGUCCCACCUCGCCCAGCGGGGAGCUCAUCACCCACCUUAUCACCCGCAACCACCACGUCGUCCGUCCUCCCCUGCGCUAUAUAUCCCUCUCCCCCUCCACCUGCGCCUCCUCUCCUCCGUUCCCUUUUCUUCCUCAGCUCCGGCGGCAGCGAGCGUAAGAGCGGCGUGCGAGCUCCGGCGGCAGUAGCAGUGUGCGUGCAUGACGCGGCCGCUGCUGUAGUUUAGUUUACAGAGGUUUCUGCCGGCCAUGCAUGCGCAGAGGGUGAGCGGCGAGCAGGCGGGGCCGGCGAUGCCGUGCGAGAUCGCGGCCGACGACAUGCCGGCGGCGAGGAACGGGCACUACAGGCCGGGAAAGGCGGUGACGGCGUCGGUGUACCGCGCCAAGGUGGCCGGCCACUCGCGGGUGGUGACGGUGUCGUGGUCCCGGGACCUGCUGUCGCACGCCUUCGCCGUCGCCAUCUCCGGCGCGGACGGCGCGUCGGCGGAGUGCCGGGUGGACCUGCGUCCGUGGCAGUUCUGGCGGCGCGCGGGGUCCCGGCGCGUGGACCUGGGCGGCGCCACAGUGCGCGUGCUCUGGGACCUGCGCCGCGCGCGCUGGCACGGCGCCGGCGCGGGCCUCCCGGACCCGCGCGCCGGGUAUUACGUCGCCGUGGAGGCCGGCGGCGAGGUGGCGCUGGUGCUCGGCGACCUCCGCAAGGCGGCGCUGCGGCGCGCGUCGCCCAGCGCCCCGCCCGCGCUCGCCGCCGUCCCCGUCGCGCGCAGGGAGCACGUGUUCGGCCGGCGGAGGUUCGCGGCCAAGGCGCGGUUCCACGACCAGGGCGCCGUCCACGACGUGGCCAUCGACGUCGGCGGCGAGGAUGACAUGGAGAUGGCCAUCGCCAUCGACGGCGAGGAGGCGGUCGCCGUCAAGCACCUGCAGUGGAAGUUCCGGGGCAACCAGUCCGUCACCUUCGGCCGGGCCAAGGUGGAGGUGUACUGGGACGUGCACGACUGGCUCUUCGCGGGCGCCGCCGGCGGCGCCCGCCCGGCGCUCUUCAUCUUCCGCCCCAUCGUGUUGUCCAGCGCGUCCGUGGGGGCCUCCACGCCGCUCCUCGCCGGCGUCGACGGCGCCGCGGGCGCCACCGGGUUCUGCCUCUACCUCUACGCCUGGAAGCUCGACUGAUCGAUCCACAAUUCGUUCGAUCCAUCAUAGACAUUGUCCAUCCUCCUCCUUAUCAUCAUAAAACAAAAAUGUGAAACCAAGAUGAGUGCAACGUAGUAACAAUUUUCUCCGAUUUUGUAACUCUUUCUUGUUCCGGAAACGGCAUAAUUGAAUAUAAUUCUUUCAAAAACCACACAAACAUAGUGGUUCACUUCAA
Molecule: messenger RNA, 1406 nt
Organism: Triticum urartu
Lineage: Eukaryota; Viridiplantae; Streptophyta; Magnoliopsida; Poales; Poaceae
Source: RefSeq, a predicted model, not a curated record